Polypterus senegalus (gray bichir) is the source of this 2238-nucleotide messenger RNA. Its product is annotated as ras-related protein Rap-2b. The transcript has a single exon. Gene Ontology annotation, cellular component: plasma membrane. Bases 328 to 879 code for a protein of 183 amino acids. The record is from RefSeq and is a predicted model, not a curated record. Gene Ontology annotation, biological process: negative regulation of cell migration; Rap protein signal transduction. Lineage: Eukaryota; Metazoa; Chordata; Cladistia; Polypteriformes; Polypteridae. Gene Ontology annotation, molecular function: GTPase activity; GDP binding; GTP binding.
UGGGCAGGAAGAGCGCGUGAGUGCGCGUUGAGCGCUCAGCAGCGAGCAGCAUUGCACAAGAAGCGGCGGCGGCAGGACGAGGCGAGACGCGGCAUGUCAUGUUGGUAAUGCUGGGGCACUGUUUUCAUCGCCUCCCUUCCGCACGGUUCCCACAAAUCAUUAGCCGCUGCCUCCGGACUGGAUUGAGAUUUGCAAACGGAAAAGCAGCACCCUUCGCCAGUGGCAACUCCUCCGCUUGAAAGCGAAGCCGAGUGAAAAAAGGAGAGGCGAGGAAGAGAGCGGGGGGAGCGCGAGAGACGGAGAAAGGCAGGACUUGUUUCAGAAGCCAUGAGAGAAUACAAAGUAGUCGUGCUUGGAUCAGGCGGAGUGGGAAAAUCGGCUUUGACGGUCCAGUUCGUAACGGGGUCCUUUAUAGAAAAAUACGACCCCACUAUAGAGGAUUUUUACCGGAAGGAAAUUGAAGUGGACUCUUCGCCUUCGGUGCUGGAGAUUUUGGACACUGCAGGCACGGAACAGUUUGCCUCCAUGCGAGACUUGUACAUCAAAAAUGGACAGGGCUUUAUUUUGGUAUACAGUUUGGUGAACCAGCAAAGCUUCCAAGACAUCAAGCCCAUGCGGGAUCAGAUCAUCCGCGUGAAGCGGUACGAGCGGGUGCCUAUGAUCCUAGUGGGAAAUAAGGUAGAUUUGGAAGGGGAGCGGGAGGUGUCCUACGGGGAAGGCAAAGCCCUCGCUGACGAAUGGAAUUGCCCCUUUAUGGAAACUUCAGCCAAAAAUAAAGCUUCCGUGGACGAACUGUUCGCAGAAAUUGUCAGGCAGAUGAACUACGCCUCACAGCCAAACGGGGACGAUCAUUGCUGUUCGUCUUGUGUGAUCCUUUAAGAGGACACACACAAAAAAGUUUGGGCAAAAGGCGAGUUCAUGUGACUCAAAAUAGGAAACUACACAUUGGAAACUAACAGCAACUGCUCGGGACGUUACGGUGUAAUGCAUUGACUACGUGAUCAGUAUUUAAAAGGUGUCCUGCUGUCUUGCACACGUUUGAAAAAAUCCAAAAAAGUAAAGAAAACCGACAGAAUAGUGUUUACAUGGCAAAGUACUUGAAUGUUCUAGGAUUUUACCGUGACCAGUAGACACUUGAUACAUAUAUAUUUUGGGAAAGCGACCAAGUAUUUUAAAGCCUUCAAAUGAAGCGAUCAGCAAACGCACGUUGGUUGCGUUUUGGAUUCCUAGAGGUCUGUUACAAAGAUACAUCACCGAAGGAUGUGAAUUCUGCAUUUUUGUUUAUUUUUGUUGGUUAAAGGAAACUUGAAGACUUCUAGCUAGUCGUGUACGGAUGCGAUCCGUUCUUGGUGACCUCCACCCCCUCCCUGAUCAGGAGAUUCAUGUGUGAAUGUAAGGAGAAGUGUAGCACCGCCACAUAUACUGGACACCGUAAACUUGUGCGAUGUGGAGUGGCGGGGGGUGGGGGGUCGAGUACACCAAGAAAACAAAUUCUCCUCCAAUUUCAACUACUGCUUUCUUUAACUGGAACUGAUCUAACACUUAUGCGGCAACCGAGACCAUGUCCAGAGACGGGACAUCUCCGAAAAUAAUAAUGUUGAAGAGUAAAGGAAAUUGUUUUGUACCUGUUGCAAAGAAUAAUUUGGGGGUUAUUUAGGAAAUCAAGUGUUUAUGAGCCAAAAUAUCCUCGUGGGUUUUUAUUUUAGAAAAAAAGAGGGGCCUGGCCUCUUAUCUACCAGUGUUUUUAAUUUAAAAGCCUGAACAACAACCAUGUUGUGUGAUCUGGGGUCCAUGGACAGCCCCGUGUCUAGUGCCUUCCAAAAAUGACCUGUUCAAUUUAGUGCCAACCUGCAAAAUCCUCUGCACAAUUUCCAUCAUCUUGCAAUCCACUAAGUACUUAACUGUUUUACUUUGGUAAUCGCACAGUGAUGGAACAAAAGAUCCUUUUAUUAAGGAGCUAAUUUUUGUUUCCUUCCCUAGCCUUUAAAAUUGUUUCUAUGCCUAUCAAGGUGUGGCCUAAUUUUUAAUUUAAGAAAUUGUACAGGUACUGGGUUCCCCUGUCUACUCGACCCUUUUUUUCCCCCAGGCCAGCAGAUGUAAGAGCUAAGAAUUUUAACACAAUGUGAUAUACCAUUAAAAUUCUAACCCGAUUGUAAUUUUAAUUUCAGAUCAGCCUUUUAACUGCUGUCUGUUUGUUUUCAAAGACUUUUAAUACAAAUUGAUUUUUUUUAAAAACAA